AUGGAUUGUUUUACGUUCCCAGAACGCCCGAGGAUUAAUAAUAACGACACUCUGAUCGGAACUCCACUUCUGAUAUCGGAAUUUGGGUCUAUUGGUGAAUGUGGAAAAAUGGUCAACAAUGAAACAUCUUAUAGAAAACACAAUGACAUGAAAUUGUUUUUACUCGAGUAUAACCAAAUGAGUCAAAAACAGCGUUUUGAGAGAGGACAUCAAACGCGUGAUUUAUUGAAAGAUUGUUUUUACGAGGGCAAAACUUGUUCUAAAAGCCAUUUCGGUUUCUUUCAAAACUUCCGUUACGGAAACUGCAUAGCAUUUAAUCGUAGAUCAGAAGAACCUCUUCUCAUUUCGCGAACCGGCCCUGACAGUGGGCUGACGUUAAACUUGAAACUGGAGAGCAUCUACUAUCUUCCGACUUCGGAGACAUACGGCGCAAAAGUAGUCAUUCAUCAUCCAGACGAGAUCCCCAAUCCCGAAGAAGCAGGAUUUGCUGUCAGUCCUGGAUAUGAAACGUCCAUAGCUUUGAAGGAAACGGAUGUUCAUAGGCUGCCAGCUCCCUACAAGGAUGAAUGUCUCCACUACAAAGGGGAAGAUUCGGUUUCUUUCAAGCGUAGUAAAAACAGCUGCAUACGUGCUUGCAUCCAAAAACAAAAUUUCGAAGAGUGCGGCUGUGUUGACCCAACUCUGUCAGUUCUUGAAGAUCUGAAGCCUUGUAGCCUGAUAAAUGAGACAGAAGUAUGCUGUUUGAACGAAGUUCUCAACACCAUGUCUCUUUCGAGAUCAACAUGUGGUUGUCCGCUUCCGUGCCUUUCAGUUCAGUACAAUGGAGUGUUGUCGAGAUCCAAAUUGAGGGAGGAAACGCUGUUUUUGGAUAUUAACAGAUGCAAGGAUAUUGAUCCAUUUCGAGAUUAUAAAGAAGAAAAUGUACGAUUGAAGAUUUUUUAUUCGAGUUUGCAGAUAAGGGUGUACCAACAGUUACCGAGGUGGGAAGAUUGGUCGUUCCUAAGUUUUAUAGGAAAUGAAUUAGCAUUGUGGUUAGGAAUCUCGAUGGCGGCAGUUUUCCAAGUAUUCGAAAAAAUGACCCUUUUUCUAAAAAAGAUAUAUUUAAAACAUCAACUGAGUCAUUGA
Molecule: messenger RNA, 1125 nt
Organism: Argiope bruennichi
Lineage: Eukaryota; Metazoa; Arthropoda; Arachnida; Araneae; Araneidae
Product: degenerin mec-10-like
Exons: 1
Coding region: 1-1125 (374 amino acids)
Biological process (GO): sodium ion transmembrane transport
Cellular component (GO): membrane
Molecular function (GO): ligand-gated sodium channel activity
Source: RefSeq, a predicted model, not a curated record